CAGUGCAACCAUACAUGUGGCGAUCGUGAAAGUCCAUUUGUUUUUGUUGUUUCUAACAAAUUCUAAGGCGAAAAUCACUCGCGGAUUCCGAUUGCUUUCAAGGACGAGUCGAUUUAAAGGGACGAUGAUGACUAAGUGAAUCGCGUGACGUAACUGCACGGAAUGUCGACUAUUACGAACGAAGUGACCGUGACGACUGACAUUAGGUUUAGGAAUAAGAGAGAAAAGGGAAUUUCGCGUUCGUCUGGUGUCUGCUGGUUAGAAUUCAUCGGCUAACGCGGGACGACUUGAACAUGGAACAAUUUCCUAUCGAAUGACUCGAAAUCUCUGUUUUGGAUAACUAUAUUUUAAAGCGAGUUCCUUUCGGAAUCGAUCGCCAGCGACGAUUUCGGAACGCUCGUACGAUUCCCGAUUGUUUAUUAAAUAUUUCCAGCAGGUAUCGUUCGAACAAAGUUCCGCUCGAUUCUGUUUCGUGACGUGCAGAUUUAAACGCCUCUCGUCACUCGCGAGAAUCCUUUCCAUGUCCGUGGCCCUCUAACGUCGAUUUCGCGAGACACCGUCACGUGACAUUGGCAGCACUGACAUCUGUUUGCGGAUAAUUGUCAAAACCUACUUUCUCAGCGAAGUCCGCAGCUUUGCAUGCCAGUUCGAUGGAAAAUAUCAUGACUGCAUUUGACUCGUAGGAGGGAAAGGGGCGCAAAGUGCAGCCGCCAAGGAAAAUCGCGCGUCUGUUUUUCAAGGAGUGAUGGGCUGCUGGCCGUAGCGAGUGAUACCACCGAUCUCCAGCGUUCGUCCUCGCACGUCAGUUUCACAACGAUCGGCCGACGCAUCGUUCAUCGAUGGAGCUUAUUCGCGCGUGACAACAACUUUUGGAACAUCGGGCUCGAGUUCUGCCAGGCUUUGGUAGCUGUCUACAUUCGCAUUACCGUGGCAGCUUUUAUUUUCACGUAUCCAUUCGACAUGUUUACCACAUGACAUAAACUACAUUCAAUAACUAACGAAUAGUACCAUUGAUAUUUAUGGAAAUUAUCUCUGCGUCGCAUGCUUACCACUCGAAAUAUGCAAAAUUCUGUUACUAUAAGCACCGAUAAUUUGUCAGAUAUUUAAUGUAACUUUCGACUCUACCUCCAUGCUUCUUAAAUACAUUUAAUUUGAGUGUCGGUAUUACACUGUUUAUGCAUUAGAAACGAUAGAGUUCGCACGACAACUGGCCAUACAGAGAAAAAUGAAUAACAGGCUCGAGGAACAGGAGUCGAAAUGGACCUGUGAAUAUUGUACGUAUGAAAAUUGGCCUUCGUCUUUGAAAUGCACGAUGUGCAGGGGUGCUAAGCCUUUGUUAGGUGAGGACAUUUACCGCCUACGUGAUCCGAGUCCCCAACGGUCUGGAUCGAACGUCGCUUCUGGUCCAGUAACUCAUUUGAGUCCCACAGACUCGUAUAAUCUUAGUCCUCAGAACUAUAGUCAAAAUGUACCAUCAGGUGGAAAGUGGUCUUGUGCAAUGUGUACCUAUCUUAACUAUCAAAAUACCACACGAUGUGUUCAGUGUGGGAAUAGAAAAUCUACGGGUCUUAUUCAGUCGAUACACUCUGUAGCUUCGAAUUUGCACGAGCACCUAGCACCCCUCAGGUUAGGAGAUCCACCGCCAAAUUCGGGAUCCAAUCCCGCCCCGAUAAAUUUACAUCCAGAGAAAUAUUACAAUCUACAAACAAAUUUACAUCCGGAGAAAUGGUCUUGUCUCGUGUGUACUUACGAAAAUUGGCCGAAAGCUACCAAGUGCGUGAUGUGCGGUCAUCCUAAGGAAAAGGACAAAAGGGAAAAGACAACCAAUAAUAUGGGUGUCAUUCUGCCGAGUCCUGAGAGGGAUCAUAGUCAACGUAACUUACCUUCCCCUCCCCAUGCACAGUAUAUUCAUCAGAAUCAGAGAGACGAGAAUACGGCGAUAGGACGAAGGAGUUCGCAUAGAUAUCCCGACAGCAGAAACGACAGUUUGUCUACUCCUCAGUCUCCUAAUAAUUGCGACUACGAGCGUAGAGUAAAACAGCUGAGACGUCACACCGAUUGGUGUUGGUUAAACGCGUGUCUCGGCAUUGUGGAGGGCGAGAAUGCUCCUGUCGAAGCGUAUUUGGCAAGUGGCGGUGAUCCUGCUCGUCAGUUGACGCAUUCGGAAGUUCUGCUUCUAAAUAGAAGUAGCGCUUUUGAUGUUGGUCACACUCUAGUGCACUUAGCUAUUAGAUUUCAAAGAGAAGAUAUUCUAGCGACAUUAUUAUCACAAAUUGAAGGUUCCGGUUCUGGAAUAAAAAGGGUACCAAGUUACGUUGCACCAGAUUUGGCUGCACAAAUACGCAGACACGUCACCAAUAGUAUCCGAUUACGCAAGGGUUCUUUUCCAUGUUAUUUUGUCACUGACAUAGCUACAUUCGCUUUACCUGCCGAGGUCGAGGAUUUACCAAGCAUCGUGCAAGAGCAAAUGUUAGAGGAGUUGUUAGACAAAGAGGCUCAACAGCAAUUAGAAGGUGGCGGAGGGGAACCACCGGCGCUGAAUUGGUCUUUAGAGAUUACCGAGCGUUUAGGAAGUCGCUUACACGCCCUUUGGAAUAGAUCUGCUGGAGAUUGUUUAUUAGAUUCUGCGAUGCAAGCUACUUGGGGUGUUUUUGAUCGAGAUAACGCUUUGAGGAGAGCUCUUGCCGAUUCUUUGCAACAAGCUGGCCAAUUUUUUUAUCCUCGAUGGAGGGAAUACGAAGCAUCGCAAGCGUCUAGAAUGUUGGAUUUUACAUUAGAAGAAACCCAAUGGCAAGAAGACUGGGAAAGUUUGUUAGCGACGGCUGCUCAACCAGGAAGCGCGUUAGAACAGUUGCACGUGUUUGCUCUUGCUCACAUUUUAAGGCGACCUAUCAUCGUUUAUGGUGUUAAAUACGUUAAAAGUUUUAGGGGCGAAGACAUAGGCUAUGCGAGAUUCGAAGGUGUUUACCUUCCGCUUUUAUGGGAACCUUCGUUUUGCAUUCGAUCGCCUAUCGCUUUAGGUUAUACCCGUGGUCAUUUCACGGCUUUGGUUCCCAUCGAACCAUAUGCAUCGUCUAGAAUACCACCUCUCUCAUCUCACGGUGGUGUCGGCUUGGGUGGCGGUAACGGUCCUCUUCAGCAGCUACAAAUACAAAUGCAAACUACAUUCAUGCCGUUAAUGGAUCGAGAACACAAACUCUUACCCAUACACUUUCUGAGUCCGGAAGAAGUUGGCAGAGAGGAAUCUAUAUUGAAGGAAUGGCUCGACGUAUGUAGGACCGAAGGUGGUGUCCUUGUUGCGCAACAGAAACUUCACAAGAGACCUUUACUCGUAGCACAAAUGUUGGAAGAAUGGUUGAAUCAUUAUCGAAGGCUCGCCCAAACAAACAAUGCGCCAUUCUUGAGACCAGCUGUUUUGCAAGAUUACAGUAGCGACGGUGACACGGAAGACGAAUAGCGAGGUGCAAUCGGUUAAGUUAACUAAAUUCACACGAGAAGACUUUUUUCCAUAAUUUUGUUGCUGCUGCACUUACAACGCAAGAUCUCGAGAAUGCUAAUUAAAUUUCUGAACGUGGCAGAGAAAGUAUACGGGCGUUACGAUUCGCUCAUCUUCAUUGGCAAUGUAUUAUUUUUUCUUUGCACGACAUUUGUACAUUAAUAUUGGCCAACGAACUGCUGAAUAUUCGAAAUCUUAUUGAUUCAUAUAAUUAAUUAUAUCACACGUUUAUGAAUUAAUAUGAGUAUUUGUUGUAUUAAUUUAUUAUUAUUCGUAUGUAUAACUACGCAUCGAAUGAUCGUUAUUAUAGCUAAAGUACGAUUCCGAAUCACGGGCAGUGAGUUAAGAAAUGAAACUUUUGUUACAGCUAAAAGUACUUUGUGUUUGGUUAAUUUUCGGUCGAGAAGUUCUAUGCGCUGCUAAAAAAAAAAAAAAAAAAAAACACGGCUCUGUACUAUAUAAAUGAUAUUUAACAUUAAUUUUCGUAAUGUGUUUAUAACGAUGAUGUUAUAUUAAAUGGUGUUACUAUAAUUGGUAUGAAUCAUUGUCAGUUUUGGAUUGUAAAAUCGCGACGGUGAAAGUACUGGCGAAAGAGAAUUAUACAUUAAAUUAGUAGAAAUCAAUUUUUUGACUUAAAAAAAAGGAUCGUUAGUUCUUUCUAAAAUUAGUUGUACAUACUGCUCACUUGGGAGAAAAACUCUUCGGAGACGUUUCCGUUUCAUCGUAUUCGCUGCGAAUACGAAAUUAGGGGGAAAAGAAUUCUCGCUUGUUAGUCGUGAGAGAAAUUAUUUGUUUCGGAGGGAGCAUAAUUGUAAGAGUUUACGAAGACCGUCGCACUCUUCGUCUGGUCGAGUGUGAAAGUGCUCGGAGACUCGGGUAUAGACCAUGUGAUUUUCGAUGAUAGUAAAUAAGGGCUGGGAAACAUUCUGUAAUCGUCUUUGAAUCACUUGUUAACUUCGAGCUGUGUUAAUUAGCGUAAAAGCGAAAUUACAACGACACAUUUCUCUGGCGGGAAACAUGGGCGGAGCAUUGUGUUUUCUUCAGAGAGGGGCAAAAUUCUUAUCUAAAUAAACAUUUCGAAUAAGUAAUUAAAGAUAAACAAAACUUCUGGUUCGUUAUCUGCUCAAUAAAAAUUACGAUUUUCGUUAUAAAAUGAAAUAAUUCGAUUCGCGUUUUGACGAAUGAAACGUGGCGAAUAAAUGGUUACGCGGUGCUUUUAUUCGUCGUCUAUUAUUCGAAUAAAAUUUUGCCCAUCUUUGGUUUUCUCUGUGGCCACUUACAGUUGACCUAACGAUAAAUAAGUACCAGUUGAACCGUAUUUCCUUCAGCGGGAUAUAGAACAGAAAAGUAAGAGGCGAGGUUGAAGGGCAGAGAAACAAGUAGCACUAAUUUAAGCACCAAGAUUAUGCCUGGUAUACACUGUAUUCGCGGACGGACAAAGAUAUUGCGGUAACUGGCACGGCCAAACGAUGAACCCUAAUCAAAAAAGUACAAAAAAUCGUAAGAGAGGGAAAAAAAUACUGUUUGUUUACGAACGUGUUAUAUGGUUCGCUUAACAAUUUAGUCUUCGUUUUUACUAAUUCUAAUGUAGCUUCUAGUCCUUUUUAGCACCGUCGUUUUUUCUAAUCACGCAUGUGAUUUAUUUACGUGAUUACCGAAGGGCUCGAUAUAUAACGUUCAUAUAGGGAACUAUUCAAGUCAAUUCCAAAACGUUUUAACGGUACAGGCGCCAUGUCGAGAGAGUGAAGAUCAUCGAUGCUGCUGUUAUACCUUUAUUUUUUUUUUCUUUCCUGUUUUCUUUUUUUUUCUUUUGUAUGAAUUUUAUGCGCACGUCCGGAUGACGUCGCGCGUCCCCUUGUGAUCGUUUUAAUAGGUGAUAUUCGACGUUCUCGGACAUGGCGCGUGGAGAAUUAAAAUGUAAAACUGACGACACGCUAUGGUGGUGUAUUUUCUUUCUCCGUUAAGUAAGUGUUUCUCACUCGUGUUGCCAGAAUUUACUCGGCAGGUGAUAACAAAAAAUUAUAAAGAUUUAAGAAUUUAAUUGAAUCAGAUAGAAGUCUAUAUUAAUAUAGAAUAUAUAUAAUAGAUUAUAUUAAAUAAUAUAUCGAUGUACAAUAAUUCUAAAUGACGAUUUAUUAUUAUUAUUAUUAUUAUUAUUAUUAUUAUUAUUAUUAUUAUUAUUAUGUUUAUUAUUAUAUUAUUAUUAUUAUCAGCAUCAUUAUUAAAUCUACAAAUAAGAAGUAUCGAGGUGAAUGAAUAAACUUAAAAUUACUUCACGCCCUUCGAACACCGAUCCCGUUGGUCACACACGAACACAGACCAAUCGACGGUACGAGUCGAAACCUACAACCGAACCAUCCAAUUGAUCCUUCGACGUAAACAUACUUAAUAUUUCGACAUUGUAACCGCGCUGACACCGAAACGCUUCGUUUCCUGACUGAAGUCUGCGAACACCUGCCAGCUCGAGGGAUCAAUUUCGUUGGUGUACAUACCGCCGUGAAAAUUCGUGAUCUCGUAUUUUAACGUUUCAUCUGUAAUUCGUUUAAAAUUUUCAAUUGUGAAUUUCGCUACUUCAGCUGAAACGUUCCAGGGAAUAUCGGUCGAAGCGGUAUAAUCGUUGGUUUACCAUAACGAUGAGAAAGAAAGACAAUCCACGAUACAUGUUCUAAUCCGAUUAAUGUACAUUGCGUAAGGUAACGAAGAACUUACGCGAAGCAAGUAUCAAGUUCAACGAAACGUUCUCGAUCUCUCCUAGUAAUCGUUUUUUCUUCUUCUUUUUCUUUUGUUUUUAAGUUUGUUAAUUAAUAUUCCGAAAGAAUGCAAUUGCAAAGAGCUAAUGAGACACUGAAUGGUGGCAAAUUGUAAUAGCGAGAACGUUUAACGGCGAGAGAUGAAUCAAUAUCACGAAUCAUGUUUGAGGAAUGUUCAAUGUUUAUGUUUCUAUUGUCCGUUUCUCGAUUGAAAUUUGAUUUUGAUGAUCGAUACAAAUUGCCAAUACGGUUAAAGACUCUUUUUAAUUAAAUUAUAAUAUUAGAUGAUUGCUAAGCUUCUCUUGUUUCACUUCAUUAGAGUGAAGUUUUAAUGAUUAAGCAUAUAAAUAAUUGCAAAUUUUGUAACGGAUUGUACAUACAUAAAUUAUAAAUAGUGAGAACAGUUCCACCUUCAUUUUAAUAAUUCAGGUGCUUUAUCGUACUCAUAAUUGGCAAUAUACUGUAUUACUAUUACGUCUCGUAACAGAGUAAGCUUCUCGAGUAUCGUGCUUUUAAUUAUCUUUGUCAAGUGUACCGAGGAUGUAUUUAAAAGGAUACUUCGCGCCAUUUAAAAUGAAACAAAAAAAGAGUAAUAAUUGCCCGAGGAGACUUGCAAUUUUGAUUUCUGUGGAAAAAGCUGCUGUGAUUCCUUUGUGUUAUAUUACCAUAUAAAUAUACAUGUAAAUAGAGAUUAUCUUAUAAAAUUACUGGAAUACAGGAGCACUUAAUAAACUGCAUAAUAAUAAAGCUUAA
Hylaeus anthracinus is the source of this 6999-nucleotide messenger RNA. RefSeq names its product ubiquitin thioesterase trabid (gene trbd). The record is from RefSeq and is a predicted model, not a curated record. NCBI's taxonomy places the organism in Eukaryota, Metazoa, Arthropoda, Insecta, Hymenoptera, Colletidae. The transcript is spliced from 9 exons. The coding region runs from base 1226 to 3457 and encodes 743 amino acids. Gene Ontology annotation, cellular component: cytoplasm; nucleus. Gene Ontology annotation, molecular function: cysteine-type deubiquitinase activity; K63-linked polyubiquitin modification-dependent protein binding. Gene Ontology annotation, biological process: protein deubiquitination involved in ubiquitin-dependent protein catabolic process; cell migration; protein K33-linked deubiquitination.